Molecule: messenger RNA, 7282 nt
Organism: Sceloporus undulatus (fence lizard)
Lineage: Eukaryota; Metazoa; Chordata; Lepidosauria; Squamata; Phrynosomatidae
Gene: NHERF4
Product: PDZ domain containing 3
Exons: 10
Coding region: 3292-4578 (428 amino acids)
Biological process (GO): protein localization to plasma membrane
Cellular component (GO): apical plasma membrane
Molecular function (GO): signaling receptor binding; protein-membrane adaptor activity
Source: RefSeq, a predicted model, not a curated record
GACAAAGGGAGAAAUGGGUGUGUUUAUGUCACUGAAUUUGCUUCUUGGUGGAGAGAUGUUGUUCCUUGCUUGCAGCAUAAAUCUAUGCAAUAUGUGAGCAUUUUCCCCACUGCUCCCCAUCAAACGAUUUCUUGGACUUUCUUGAAGAAACAAAGAGGAAUAAAUGGCAAGUGUGAUGUGGGGUUAGGCUGUUCAUCUCAGGUCAGGUUUCUAAACUGGGGUUCACGUCAAACCUUGGAGACAUAAAUAGUGUAAUAAAUGUGCUGAUGGGGUGGAUUUUUUUUUCUUUUGCCAUUUUGUGCCUCUACAAAGCUAAAAGCUCCGUGUUUUGGCUGAACACAUCUGCUUCCUAUGCACUGUCUUUUUACUGUCCUGGAGAGGGGGAAAAUUGAAGAGUGUAUUUUAAACAUAUAUGUAUGUGUAUAUAAAGUCUGUCUGCCAGAGAGCACAAGCUGGAGACCCACAAAAAAAGUACUGUUUUACAAGACACAUAGUGAACUGACAGAAUAUAACACCACAAGAGGAAACAAGGAUGGCUUUGAAUUUUGAUGGCAUUUGGAAAGGAAGGGUUUGAUAAACCUGUGGCAAAUAGACAGCUCUUUGCUGCAAAUACUGUGAAGCUUCCAAGUCCGGAAAUAGUAAAUCUUAGAAUAUCAGAGAGGAGGUGACUUCAUGUCUUCCUGAUGUAUACCUUGCUUUUCUCCUGGGUGACAUCCCUAAAGAAAAGUGGAGUAUAGAUUCAAUAAAUAAAUACUGUAUAUGCUCUUGUAUAUGUCUAGAAACUUUAGUUUAAAAAUGGACCCAAAAACACUGGGUCGACUUAUCCACAGGUCAAUGUAAGUACUGUACCUUAACUUUUACAUAUAUAUAAAAAGGAACCAUCUCCUUCUUGGAGUAGAGCGGCAAAAGACGAAAGCUUAGUCCGUCCUUGAAUUAUACAAGAGGUCAACUAAUACACGAGUGAAUUUAUAUGGUAAAUGCCUUGCUUGGAGUUGGAAGUAUCUUGCUGGCCAAUGCCAAGACUUGCAAGGCCUCUGCAGAGGACACUCUAGUUGUGCCACACAAUCAUAUGCAUCCUAAAGGUUAGAAAAUUGAGUUUUUUGGAUACAGCUCCAAACAUGGCAGAGGUCUGAGCUCUGAAAUUCUUCAACCAGAAGUGUCACCAUUGUUCGGGAGGAUUUAAUCUCAUGUAAGGCAAAGUGCCCCUUGAGUAUUCCUUGCCAAAGAAGAUCCUAAGAAACUCACUAAGUCGAUACGCAAUUUGAAGGCACAUACACUUGCAAAGAUGAAUAGGAUUGCAGAACUUUUCAUCUGAAAUUCCUGGCACUCAUUUACGCUUGCACAUACCAAUACCAUCUUGUUGGUUUCCAGACAGCCAGACAGUUAGAUCAAAAACUCACCGCCUUCCCAGAUGCCAUUACCGUUCAAGCAGCCUGAAUUGCAUUACAAAUCCAUUCUGUUGUAUUGUCGGGGUUUUGUGAUUAUUUUUAUACCUUUCUCUGAAUGUUGCGGGGGCAGAUCUUAAAGUGGAGAGGUGGGCUGUAUAUUCCUUUUUAAAUUAAAAGUCUGAACUUUUGCAGAGAAAAAGAUCUAUAUUGUCCCACCAGAGCCAAUAUUUUUGGAUAUUACGGUCAAGCUUCAGAAUGUAUCGUUGUUCAGAUGUAUUUUGUCAUGUUUGAUGGUUGCCUUGCCAUUCAAAAAAAGCAGUAUAAAUGUGUAAUAAUAAAACAAAAGGUAGAAAUCUCUGAACAUGCGCAGAGGCUUCUUUUGCUACACGUUUGGCUAGCAGAUCCAAAAUGAUGUUUGUUUCAUCAGAGGCCCUGAUGUUUCUCUUUAGACACCUAGCUGCUGUUUUUACAAGGUUAUCUCUUUCAAAGCAGGGUUUAUUUUAAGCUUUUUCUCCUACUGCCCGAAAGGCUGGUACUGAGAAGAUGCUUUUCCCGGAUCCACUUGGCAACGCAGAUUAUUUUGUGUGACCACACAGUUCACCAUAAAAAGCGACCCAUUUUGGAGUAUUUUUGGCUUUACAAUUUUGGAGAAGGGAUACUCAACCUGUACCGCUUUUCAUCAUUACAUUCAGUAGUGGUUUAUUACCAUUAGAUAUAUUUUGAUGAGAAAUCUGCACUUAGGACAAGAGGCAACUGACAGAACAGAAUAUGGAGAAACAGGAUGGUUCCCAUUUGGCAAAGGGGUCUGGCAAGGCUGCAUUUUAUCACCCUAUUUGUUCAACUCAUAUGCAAAAAAUAUCACAUGAAGAGCAGGCUUAGAUUCAGGAGGAGGAAGAAGGAACAUCAACAAGCUAUGUCCAAAGCCUUUACUCUGGCUAAAUGUAAUGUAUUUCCAUCUGCUUUACUUUUGGGAAGAUAUAAUAAAACACCUUUGUCCUUGUCGGUCUCAGGAGGUAGAAACAGCGGGGCAUCUUAUUGUAUUGGACUUUUUACCAGGACCUUCAGCGCUGUUUUAUAGUCCCGAUUUUAUGGAAAACACCAGGAAAAUCUGAUACAUUUUAUAUUGAUGACCUUUUGGCUGACCAGCAAUCUGAGAUUAUGGCCAAGGUGGCGAGUUUUUGCAUUGGUGCAAUAACUUGCCGACACAGAAUGGUGUCUUAAUUUUAAUGAUUUUAUUAUGUGAAUGGUUUUCUACUACGCAGUUUUAAAUAUAUCCAGAUUUUGCAUUAUUGAUUUAAAAAAUUGAUGUAUAAUAUUACUAAUCCUUGUCUGAUGUAUUCCCUUGCAGUGGUUUUCAUUCAUUCAUAUGUCCAAAACACCUGGAGGACCUAAGUUCGGGAACCACAGAGCUAGACAUCAACUUCCUUAGGAAAUGUUAGCUAGACACAUCUUGAUGCAUGUCUCCUCCUUGGUCCCAGAUGUGACUGUUUGGUCAUUGAUCUCAACAUAUACUAUAAAUAGAAAGUUAUGAAAAUGGAACGUUAUCAGUGAUAAUUUUAAUUACCUCUUUGUUUACCUUUUUCUCACCUGUUUGUUUUAAGAAAUAACCUCCUUCCUGAUUGAAGUCCAUUGCCAACUGCGCAAUACACCUACUGCAGGUUUCCUUUUCCUACUAUGCAAAAUGCAUUCAGCUGCAUCUUAGAAAUGUACCUGCUCUGCCAGUAAAAGAAGGGCUGGGCUUUCUUCUCCUUGUUUAUUUCUUGCAACUGGGGGAAGGAAAGCCUUCUCAAGACUCCUGCCCUGUUUAAAGAUUAAACUUCCGUGAUCUCUUUGGAAAAGGCGGAGUAUCCAGGUGAAGCUGCCACUCCAUGCUGAACCUUGGACUUCGUACACUUAAGGAGCCAUGAAGAAGGAGAAGGAAGGACUCCGGGACACCGCAGAGUUAACUGUGAAAUUUGAAUUUAACCCCAAAGACGGGAUUGAUAACCCGGUCCUAUCACUGGCGGAAGAUGCAGAGCCAGAGGAGGAGUCUCAGCUCCGUUUCUGCUUUCUGAAGAAAGAAGAUGGCGAAAGCUUUGGAUUCUGGUUGCGUCAAGAAGUGGGCGAGAGUGGGCACAUUGUGCGGCGGGUGACGCCAGGAGGCUUGGCCCACCGGAGAGGACUGAGGAAUGGUGACCGAAUCCUUGAGGUGAACGGGGUCUAUGUUGAAGGCAUGGAGCAUUUUAGGGUAGUUUGGAAGAUCAAGAGCAGUGGAAAACAAGUUUCCCUCACCGUUUUGGAUGGUAAUGCUUAUGAGCUGUCAAAAGCUCUCAGCCGGGACUUAGCCCAGCUCCUGCCACAUCACCACCAGCCACGGCUGUGCUGCAUCCCCAAGGCCCAAAGCGGCUUUGGCUUCACUGUUUCCGCUCCUGAAGGUGUGAAAGGCACGUUCCGACUUUCAGUGCCAAAGGAUGGACCGGCUGAUAAGGCGGGUGUCCCAGAUGGCUCAUGGCUUUUGGAGCUCAAUGGGGUCAGCGUGGAGAGCUGGACUUCUGCCCAACUCAACAAAAAGCUCAAACACAGCAGCAACCCAAUGGGAGUCUUGGUGAUUGAUGCUGAAUCAGAGGAUUUCUAUCGCCAACGAGGCAUUAAAGUCACUGCUUCCAUGGCCGAUGCUUCCCUGGUUCCAUUUGAAGUGAAGAAACUGGAGAUGGAGAGAAGUCAGGAUGGCUACGGGUUUUUGCUGAAAGAAGAAAAAUGUUGCUCUGGAAAGAGGGGCCAGUUUUUGAGAGAGGUGGAUGCUGGGAUGCCAGCUGAGAAGGCAGGGAUGAAAGAUGGUGACCGCCUCUUGGCAGUGAAUGGGGAGAGUGCUGAAGAUCUCGACCACCAAGAAGUGGUGCUGAGGAUCCGUGCCGACAGCAGUCGGGUGACCCUGUUGGCCAUUGAUGCAGAGGGGAGCAAGUUCUACGAUUCGGUUGGAAUAUCCCCUCUUCUUUUCUACGAUGAAAAGGACCCAGCAGCAGGUUGGACCCUGGCUCAUGCCUCCUCUCCUCCCAGCUUGCUUCAAGAAAGCAAGAUCCCACCCGUGACAGCCUGCCUCCGUCAUCCCAGCACAGGCUCCCAUGGGAAUGAACUGCCACCAGACCAGCCUGGUGAAAAUUCAUGGGCUCUCAUAAAAGAGGGCCAAGAUGGACUGAGCCAGGCAUUCUAGAAGCUGCCCAGUCAUGGUUGCCAAAAAUGCAAUUUUCAGUUCUAGCUGUGCAUUAGUGGCUGCAGGGAAUACUGAUGCACAGAUGCUCAUGGUGAAAUUUAACAUCUGUGGCCACAGUCUGCUUUUUCUUUCCUUGGCCUACCAUACUGCUGCCUUAUGGAUCACCUCUGCCCUCUGAAAAUAUUUCCUGCACAGGAGAUCCCAUGUGAUCAUGGCUGAAACCUAUAGGACUUCUCUGAAGCCACCAAGAGACAAUCCUUUUCACUUUGGGGUAUGAUUCUAACAUUCAAAAGGCAAGAUGUCUUGCAGCUCAAGGGUGACCUUAGCUUUGCCACUGAGGCGAAGAGGGACUAGAAUAUGUUAAAUUUGUUUCUAUUUUGAAAUAUUACCACGACUAAGAAGAGAAACGUAACAGGGUGGUAUAUUCUGGAACUUCGACCUCAAUCCAAUGUGCCUACGGGAGCGUAUUUGAUUCAAAUUAAUGUUUAUAAUAGUACUAAAAGGAAUAGUUACAUUUAUAUCAUGCCUUUCCUUCAAUGAGCUCAAAGUGUCAUGUGUAGACCUGUCUGUCUUUAUCUCCACAAUAGUCCUGUGGGGUAGUUCAUCGCUAGUUCAUUAUUGGUACCAGAACUUGGAUCUCUCAAUUCCUGAUCCAGUAGUUUCUUCACCACACUGAUAGAUGACAGCCAGGAUGGCAAUGGUCAGGAAAAUAAUUGAAAUCCAUUCUGCACAUCCUCAGAGGCUCUAUAAUUAUUAUUGCUCCUUGAAAGUUUUAAGGCCCAAUCUCCAAACUCAGCUUCAGGUGCAAUGUUAAACUGUGAUGAGAAUAAGAAGCAUGUCGGGAGCAACCUUUCAGGUCUCCAAAGGCCUGAGUCCAAACUCCUUCAGCCGGUCCUUAUACUCCAGGUGGAUGCCUGUAGCCUCCUUCUCCCAGCUAAGCUUGGUGGUCUGCAUCUUGGACAACACAUGGUCCAGGCUAGCCUGAGGACAGAAGAAGCAACAAGUACAGUAGUAGGAAUGGUCUCUGCGUGUAUGCAUACAUCAUCACCAAAGGGUUGGGAACAACCUCUAACAAAACAUUUCUGAGAGAGGCAGCCUUUCCAACACAACCAUAUUGCCAGCAGAGUAACUCCGUGAGUUGACUAUUCUUGAGAAAAGCAAAAACCUCUGCCUCUACAGAUUUAAUACCUUGACAAUGGCAUUAGCUGAGACAACAAGACCACUCUUGCUUCUAGCAUCAUUUUCUGAAUAUUGUGCUUUUUUGUAUUGUGCCUUCAAGUUGUUUCCAACGUAUGGGGACCUAACGUGAACCUAUCAUAGGGUUUUCUUGGCAAGAUUUGCCUAUGCCUUCCUCUGAAGCAGUGUGACUUGCCCAAAGUCAUACUUUGGGUUUCCAUGAUCGAGCAGGAAUUUGAACCCUGGUCUCAAGAGUUGAAGUCCAGUGCUCAAACCAUUAUGCAACACUGCUUCAAAUUUCAUGCUUAGAUCCUGGGAAUUCUACAACUGCCCUUGGAUGGUGUGUUAUUCCCCCCAUUCCAUCAAACCACAGCACCAUGGAAAGUGGAAGCCAAAACAGCUCAUGCUUUAUUAAUAUAAAUGUCUUUUUCCAAUCGGUUGAUUGAAUCUAUUCUAUUCAGUGGCCGUAUUCAGCUUAUGUGCCUUACAGUGUGACACUGUAAGGUCAAAGGAGAGCUAAAAUGGAAAGAUCUGCCAGUUCUGAGGCUGCAGAGAGAGAGAAUGAUAAGAGAAAUGAACAACUACUUCAGAACAACUGCCAAAAAAUAAAUAUUUUUAAAAAGAACUGAAGUGAAACUCCAUUUUAAGAAGGUCUGCUUUUAAGAUCUUGGGAGACAUAACAUUCAGAAUGGUGGAAGGAAGGCUUUGACCUCUACUUCACAGCACUUCUUUGGGCACAAGAAUUCAAAAUAAAACUGGUCGGUUUUAUUGAUAGCAAAGAGGAAAACACUGGGCUGGAGCGACCUGACCGUCUCCAUUUUUUGAGAGGAGGCCUUGAGUAUUUUAGUACAUCCUAGAGCUAAACAAUGGUGGGAAUAAAAUACUUUAUUGCUUCUUCCUGCGGUUUUGACAAUGGCACAUUCACUGACCCUAAGACAGCCUGGGCUGUGCCAUCCAGCCACCCAACUCACAUGGAGGAUUUUGUCAUAGUCAGUCUCCAUCUCGUCGAUCUUGCGCUGCAUCUCCGCAAUGGCCUUGUCCUUUUCUUCCAGCAUCCUGGCUUUGUCUUGCUGACUUUGCCGCAUCUCUUCCUGACAGGCAGCUGCCAAGUAGAAAAUGUAGGAGGGAGAGAAAGCGUGGAGUAAGAGAAAGUCAAGGCAGUGUGGGAACAAAAGCCGAGCAGAUGAUAAGAGAGAAGGUAGCAGGUCAAGACACUGCAGGAAAAAAAUGGACUAGGAAAUAUGCCAGGGAGUGUGUAAUAUGAAGCUUUGCAUGCAAGAAAGUCAACAAGACAACAAAGUUCCUGUGUAUGCUACAGAUAUCACUGAGAUUGAUGUAUCAUCUUUAUGAGAGGAGGACAAGGUGUGUGUGUGCGCACUGUGUAAUGUUAUGUUGAAGAGUUCAGUAUUUGUAACACAGAAAUAAGUUUUACUGUAUAUUCAAAGAUGCUGCUAGCCACAUCCUUAAAAUUGUGAUGGCAUGACACUGUUUCUCUCUAAAUAAUACAUGUCCUUUUUAUUACAAAAUG